UUCAAUCUCAAAACACCUCUCCAGAGCCGUAUGGCUCCGUACUUUCUUCUCCAACCUCGUCGCUUGGCAGGCGCUCCAUCAACUAUUACUACACUGCUAAUGCAGCCGGUGGAGACAGUGUCUACGAUCCAUGCUACUCUCCGUUUGACGAAGACGGAUCUUCGUUCAACCCCGGAACCUUUAAUUCGUAUGACUCUUCCACGGAUUCAUUCUCAUUUGUCUCUUCUUAUUCGCGAGCUCUUCCCAAAGUUCCGCUCAAGGAAUAUACCACAGGUGAAAUUGACUUUCCUCUUCUCUCGCCUUCACAACUUGUCACGUCUCAUGAAGCUCUUUCAAUGAAAUGCAGAGACCCUUGGUCACUGAAUAGCCUCUACAAGUGGUGUCGAGAUGUAUUGGCACCAUUAAUGGUGAAACAAGAGGAAGGUGGGUAUUAUCAUUACGAAGUUGCACAGGCAAUGGCUACUCUUUUUACCCUGCGUAUUCCAAAAUUGGAUUUCUUACUGGCCGAAAUGUUAGCGAAAAAUAUUCUCAUUGAUUGGAUUCGUGAGGGUGUUGUGAAUGUGCUUAACUUUGAAAAGCUCUUAAUUGAAUUUAAUCAUAAGGAAGAUUUAGAACACGCCGGAGUUCUGCCCGCACUGACUACAGGUGGAUGUUAUUCGUACACUUGUUGCUCCCAAGACCGUUCAGACAAAUGUGCUUGCUACAGCUCAAGAUGCCUGCACUCACCCUUGCAGAAAUGCUUCGAAAAUGCUGACUUGUCUAAUUCCUGGAACAACUAUUGGAAUCUUCCACUGAGUGAUGAGUUGCCUGGUCUGCUUACAAAAAAGGAGAUCACACGACAGAAUAACAUUCACGAACUUAUAUGCAAAGAAUCUGAGUACGUCGCGGAUUUGGAUUCUCUUGCAGAUCUGUUUCGUGAUGGGCUAUUAAAAUCUGAAACGGAUAUCAUUCCGCUGGGUCGCUUGGCAGAUUUUAUCCAAUCCGUUUUCGGAAACGUCGAAACAAUAAGAACGAUUCACUCGCAUAGAUUUUUGCCGCAAUUGCUCGUUCGUGAGAAACUUCAAGGGCCCAUUGUAUCGUCCAUUGGAGAUGUAAUAUUGGAGUGGAUACGUGUGGCCCGUGAUGGCUACAUUAAUUAUGCACGACAAUUUCCUCUUGCGGAUGAGACGUACAAGUUUGAGUGCCAAAGAAAUACUUGCUUUGCCAAAUGGCUCGCUGGUUGCAGAAUGGAUCCAAGGUGUCGGCGAUUAGACUUUCAACAUUUUCUACAGCGUCCUACUCAAAGAUUGCAACGGUAUACGUUGGAAUUAAACACGAUUUUGAAGCAUACCGACCCCGAAAGUUUGGAUUACAAAUUCCUCACUCAAGCCUUGAAGGACAUUCGCGCUACAUGUGAAGAGUGCGAUGCAGUUAUUGCGACAGUCCUUGAGACUAAUCGUAUCCGUGACCUUUCGUUUCAACUUCUUUUCAAGAAUAACGAGCACGUGAAUUUGGAUCUUCGAAGUCCUUUGAGGGAGUUCUUUUACGAGGGCGAGGUUUUACGAAAAAGCAAUUCGCGUUUAGAAUGGUUGAAUAUCCAUCUUUUCUUACUAGAUAAUUAUCUAGUAAUGACCAAAGUAAAGAGGGAAAGAAAAAGUUCUGCUACGAAAUAUCUUGUUUCCAAAAGGCCUAUUCCAUUAGAUCUUCUGGUCGUGGAAAGAAUUGAUGAUUUAUCUUUACAUCGGUCUAGCCCUUCAAGAAUGUUUGGAAACUUUUCACUAACUACUUCAGAGGGAACGUUUCGUACACGCAGAUCCUCUAUGCGUUUAAACAAAUUCCAAUCGCAGUCCACGCUUUCCGAGAAACACAAGCGUUCGAACAGCGAUAAUACCUUGUCUCCAGGACGAUCUGAAAAACAACAACUUUUUGCAUUUGCUGUUCGACACUUAGGGCGAACUCCUAUGACAUACACGUUUUAUACUGAGACAGCUCAAGCAAGAAAAAUAUGGAUCGAAAAAUUAAAUUUUGCUCAGAAACGACAUGCUCAAAAACAGCAUGACAAGGUUCCCUUUGCCGCUAAAGUCUUGUCCGACGUUCUUUUUAAGGACACAUCAGAUGGUCCAUACUUUAAUUCCUCAUCUCAAGAUUCUUCUGCAAAGAUUGACCUUGUUGAAGGUUCAGUUGUGGACAGGGCUCUGCAAGAAGCCUCUUGGAAAUAUCCAAUCCCUACCGCGGGUGACUUACCAAAUGCUAUAGCUUCAGGACCUGUGUUUAGUAUUGCUCAAUUUUGCUUAGAAGGGAAUACCGUCUCAUUUUUUGCUGCAACCUGCAACGGAGUUUUCUACGGUGAGCAUGGUAAAGACAAAGACAUCCGCAGUUGGCGGAAGGUCUUCGACCAUAGAAGAGUCACUCAGCUCGGCGUUCUCGAAGAAUUUGAUCUGUUAUUAGAGCUGAGAGAUAAAACUCUCUUCGCACACAAGCUGAGUCAGAUUAUCGAAUUGACGAAUCCAGAACCGUUCGUGGAGAGGGGAACUGCCCAAGUACUUGGAACACCUCAUGCAGUGUCACAGUUUAAAAUUGCCAAGGUUGAGGAGGGCUCCCUGCUAAAGCGUUCGCGUACGUAUAUCUUGUAUAAAGAAAUGACGGGCACUUUUACCUUUAUUCGUUGUUGUGAACCUGUUGUCGGUUUCGGCCAUAAUUAUCAGAAAGCCUAUGGUUUCCGUCAAAAAGAUGUUAUUUCAUUUCGGGUGGUUGAUCAAUUCCAAGUUACGAAUGAUACGAGUUUUGCAAAUGUAUUCAAGUACUCUUUUGCUGUCACUAAUUCUAAGGGUAUUGAAGUUAUUAGACUGGAUCCAAAGCUACGGAAUAACAUUCCUAGUCAAGUCAGCCUUUAUGACUCACCAGCCCGCAACUUUGCAAUGUCAUCGAAACCGUUAUCUUUGCUGCGGACUUCAAAGCGCGGCAUUUUUGCUUGUUGUUAUGAAACAGGUGCUUUUUUUGUUACUAGUGAAGGUCAGCUUACUCGUACAACGGAGUUUAUUAACUGGUUGGGCACUCCAGAACAUGUCUGCAUGGUUGGUGACUACUUGUUAUCCUUUGACAAAAACUUUGUUGAAAUUUGGAGCACUGAAACUUUGCAAUUGGAACAAAUAAUUCAGGGAAACUCCAUUCAAUAUCAUCCCAGCGGCUCCGAAUGGCACCCAAGCGGCAUAAUGCCUGUAUUUAGUAUGACACACCCUGUAUACCCUGACCGCCGCCUGAUCAUGGCAUUGGAACUAACUAAGCUGGGUAAUGAAUUGCCAUGAUUGCAUAAUUUCAUCGUUUUUCUUUAUCGUUCAAAGUCUUUUUCGUUCUUCUUUAUUUCGUUUUUAUUUCAUUUAUGUUUACCACUUUAUUCUCUUAAUUGUAAUUUAACUCGUAAUUAAAUUGCUCAAACACAAUAGUAAUUUACUACAUAAAAC
Schizosaccharomyces japonicus yFS275 is the source of this 3440-nucleotide messenger RNA. Its product is annotated as RhoGEF Rgf3. Gene Ontology annotation, cellular component: medial cortex; cell division site; mitotic actomyosin contractile ring, intermediate layer. Gene Ontology annotation, molecular function: guanyl-nucleotide exchange factor activity. Lineage: Eukaryota; Fungi; Ascomycota; Schizosaccharomycetes; Schizosaccharomycetales; Schizosaccharomycetaceae. Gene Ontology annotation, biological process: regulation of mitotic division septum assembly; positive regulation of mitotic division septum assembly. The record is from RefSeq and is a predicted model, not a curated record. The coding region runs from base 336 to 3284 and encodes 982 amino acids. The transcript has 2 exons.